AGUGCGCCUGCGCGGCUCCGGGAGUUGCUUGGAGCCAUCGCGCCUGCGCUGCUGCUUCUUGCCCAAACGCCGGGGGGGGGAGGUGAGGGGCGGAAACGAUGGCGUAUGUUCCGCCCCCUCAUGGCGCUGUUACCUAGCAACAGGUUUCCUAGUAACUGCGGAGAUAACUGCGUGCCGGCCCGCGCCUGCCGCGGCAGCCUGAGGGGGCGGCUGGGCGGCGGACCGAGGGGCUCGGCGGCGGGAGGGAGCCGUUCACUGAAGUGGGCCGAGGGCGAGGAGGGGCGGGGGGAGCAAGCUGCGACAAGCGAGGAAACGCGAGGUCCCCUCAGCGAGGUGGGCCCGUCCCCGUGUCCAGGGCCCCUCGGGGAGGUGGGCGCUUCCCCGUGUCCAAGGCCCCUCGGCCGGAGGAUGACGGCGCGGUGUGCCCAGGAGAGCAUCUAUAACCUCCUGCCCCGCCUGGAGGAGAAGCCUGUCAAACCUCCCAGGUAUAUAUCCACAUUUAGACCAUCCGUGAAACGUGAAGUAGAGAAAAAUAAAGCUCAGUGGAAAACUAUGGGACCAGCAAAAGUUGCAGUGCCAUCUCCGAAAAGCUUCCUGCAGAAACAUUCAAAGGAACCCAAGCUACCAGCAAGAAAAAAAGAACAGGAUAGUAAGAAAUUGCCUGCGUUAUCAGUGCCACGGAGGACAGAUCACCCAGUUAUGGGAAUUCAGACUAAAAAGAAUUUUAUAAAUACAAAUGCAGUUGCUGCUAUCACGGGAUUGCCUAAAAAGCCUCAACCUAUUUAUGUUGAUAGAAGACAGGGAGAUAAAUAUCUCCUUGAAACUUCAGGACUUGUUCCAAAAUAUAUUAAAAAAAAGGAUUAUGGUGUUACACCAAAAUACGUAACACGGAGAAAUGAAGAAAUGAAGAGAGCUCAGAAAGAACAUGAGGCCAGUAUCUUGGAGCAUCUCAAGGAAAGAGCCAUGAAACGGCUAUCUGAUGAAGAAAGAAGAAGUCUCCUGCAGGGACUGAAAAAGAACUGGGAGGAAGUGUAUCGUGAAUUUCAGGGUCUUUCGGUAGAACUAGACACCAUACCCAAGAAGAUGUAUAAAGAAAAGCUGGAAUUGCAGAUGAAACAACUGGAGCAUGACAUAGAAGUAAUUGAGAAGCACAAAGUUAUCUACAUUGCAAAUGAGUAAGGACUGUUUUUCAGACCUUUCCUUUUUUCUCUUUCUCUAUCCCUACAUCUCCAAGAACCGCCCCCCUAAAUUCUCAAAAGCAAUUGACACCGCCAACUAUUCAGAAGGAAAUAUUCAACUAAUAGAAGUAUGUAGCUUCUUAGAAAAGUUUUACAUAUGGUUCUCAACUGUGUAAUUCCCAAACCUUUUAAAAUAAAAUUCUUGAUUAAACUUUGAUUAUAAAAAUGUGAAUUUAAUCUAUUAUUCUUUGUAAUUUUUAUUAACUACUAAGAUUUCUAUAAACAUCAUACAAAAAGCAUAAAAAAUAUUGUUUCAUAUGUUUGGAGCACUUCUUUCCUUGCAUAGUCAAAACAAAGUGAAAUAAUUGGCUGCUGAAGACAACUGGGUAAAUAUAACUUCAGGGUGGGAUGGCUUCUGGACUAGUUAUUAAGGAGCUGUUGUGCUUUACUUAAAAGCUUCAGUGUUUGUAUUUCUAAACAGCUUGGCUUCUGCAUAACAUUUUGUGCACUCAUUUUUUGUUACCAAAACCAAUUUUUAUAGUGGAAGCCCAUAAUAAUAUAGACUUCACGCAAUACAGAUACCACAUGUAGCUUGCUCUGUGUGUUUAUGUAUAAAUAAUUCUGUAGUACUAUAGUAAAUCUAUAACUAAAGUAGAAAAAUGUAUUUUGAUUGCUAUUAUGUGUGUAAUGUUAGAAUGAAAGCAAUAUACUCCUAGCAUGUGAGUCAAGACCCAGGCAGAAAUUACAUCAGUACACUAUACUGCAAUUAUUUGCAUAAAAAUAAAAAUUCUUUUUCUUGCCUACUACUUAACCUUUACUUCAGAACACUGCUUUUUCUGUAUGGUAUCAAUCAUUACUGCCAGCAGCUGUUGUGACAUCAUAGUGUCUGACAUCAGCAGAGGAUGAAGUAAAAAAUUUCAGAGGAACUAGUAACAGCCAAAUUUUCGUGUAUAUUAAGUUCCUUUCAUAAAUUUGUUAGGGGAUGGCUUUGAAGACUUCAUGGUGAUGCUAGGCUAUAUUUCUUGUGCAUCUUAAACUUGUCUAUGACAUGCACUAAGAACACGUGGGUGAGCAGGAAUGUGUGCUUUGUUCUUUGUAACUUAGUGUUAAGCAAUCAUGUUUAUUUUUGAAAGAUAUAAGCUGGAAGAAAGCUGUGGUUUUGUAAAAUAUGA
This is a messenger RNA of Grus americana (Whooping crane), 2350 nucleotides long. It is a transcript of the gene ENKUR, whose product is annotated as enkurin, TRPC channel interacting protein. The transcript has 5 exons. Bases 106 to 1179 code for a protein of 357 amino acids. The record is from RefSeq and is a predicted model, not a curated record. Lineage: Eukaryota; Metazoa; Chordata; Aves; Gruiformes; Gruidae. Gene Ontology annotation, molecular function: calmodulin binding. Gene Ontology annotation, cellular component: acrosomal vesicle.